Messenger RNA from Colias croceus (clouded yellow), 3036 nucleotides. RefSeq names its product NF-X1-type zinc finger protein NFXL1-like. Gene Ontology annotation, molecular function: RNA polymerase II transcription regulatory region sequence-specific DNA binding; DNA-binding transcription factor activity, RNA polymerase II-specific; zinc ion binding. The record is from RefSeq and is a predicted model, not a curated record. Gene Ontology annotation, cellular component: nucleus. Bases 1 to 2817 code for a protein of 938 amino acids. Lineage: Eukaryota; Metazoa; Arthropoda; Insecta; Lepidoptera; Pieridae. Gene Ontology annotation, biological process: regulation of DNA-templated transcription. The transcript is spliced from 5 exons.
AUGGCGCGAAGGUAUCGCGAUGCGGCUGCAAAAUUACAGGAAAAUGUUCACAAGCAUUUAAAAGAAAUGAAAGACCUGUCUUCCUCUGAAGAUGAGGAGCCUUACGAGCCGAGCGUCCUGGAAGGUGUAUUCCAAAGCUAUUGGCGAGGUGGCGGCGACAAACAGAUGCUGAAUAGAACAAAGAACCUUCUCGAAGAAGCUUUAAGUGGCCGGUCUGUUACGUGUUUAAUUUGCAUAGGAUCUAUCAAGAGAGUCGAUGCUAUAUGGACUUGCGAUCACUGCUUUUCUUAUUUUCAUCUUAUAUGCAUUCAAAAAUGGGCAAAUGACUGUACAAGUCUGCGUUUAGAUGAGCCUCAGGCUCCAAUCGCCGUGUGUAAGCCAAAGAAAAUAGAAUGGUGCUGUCCGAAGUGUAGGAACUCAUACACUAAAGAGGAAAUACCGCGUAAGUACCGAUGUUUUUGUGGAAAAACUGAUGAUCCACCCUAUCAUCCUUGGUUAGUGCCACACACUUGUGGAGAAGUUUGCGGUAGACGUUUGUCACAAGGUGAUAAUUGUAAACAUAAGUGUUUACUGCUCUGCCAUCCUGGUCCAUGCCCUCCUUGUCCCCAAACUGUUAACGGCAUUUGCUAUUGUGGUAAAGAACAGAAGAAAGUAAGAUGUAGCACAGCAAAAUGGCCCUGUGGCCAGCCAUGCCAGAAAAAACUGCUUUGCAAAUCUCACAGCUGCAAAAAUCUAUGCCAUGAAGGAGACUGCCCUCCGUGCACAUAUACUAGUCUACAAAGUUGUCUGUGUGGUUCAGAAACCAUAAAAAGACCUUGCUAUGACGUCAAAUGGCGAUGUACAAAAGUUUGUGGCAAACCAUAUUCUUGUGGUUAUCACAAAUGUCAAGAAGUAUGUCAUGCUGGAUCUUGUGGCCCUUGCCCCAAUUCUGGUUUGAUGUCAUGUCCAUGUGGUGCUAAUCAACAGUAUGUACAGUGUCCUGACACCAUAGAAACAUGUUUAGGCACUUGUGGAAAGAAACAUGAUGAUUGUGAACAUCUUUGUCCAGAAAAGUGCCACAAAGGUCAAUGUCCUCCGUGUCGAGUGCAGAUUGAAAAGAAAUGUGUUUGUUCAACACACACAAGAUCAUUACCAUGCAGCAAGGAGUUUAAAUGUGAGACAAAGUGCAGAGGCAUCAGGCCAUGUGGAAAGCAUUAUUGUGCACGUAAAUGUUGCAAUGGUAGUUGUCCGCCCUGUGAAAAAAUAUGUGACAAACCUUUACAGUGUGGACGACAUAAAUGUACCACAAUUUGCCAUGGAGGACCAUGUUAUCCGUGCACUAGAGAGUCUAAAAUAACAUGUAAAUGUAAAGAAACAUACAUUACAGUUCCGUGUGGCAGAGAGAGGAAUAUCAAACCACCAAAAUGUCAUUUACCUUGUAAGUUUAAAUAUAAGUGUGGACACAUAGAUGAAAAUAAACACACCUGCCACUUUGGGGCCUGCCCAUCUUGUAAGGCUAUUUGCAAAAAACCCUACAGUAAGUGCGGUCACACUUGUGAAGCACUAUGUCAUGAGUAUGUAACUGUGGUUUUCAAACAAGUAGAAAAAGCAGUGAUGCCUUGGGAAGUGCAACCACCCAAAGCUAAGGUUGUCGCGUUGGACUGUCCGCCGUGUAAAAUUCCUGUCCCAGUCGUUUGUUUCGGUGAACACGACACGGAGAUGCAGCCGUGUCACUCGGCGGCGCGACGGUGUUGCGGCAGAGAAUGCGGUAAAGAUCUCGCCUGCGGUAAUCAUAAGUGUUCACUUUUAUGCCACUUGUACAGUUCAGAUCCUAAUUAUCCAAAUGUGCCUUUUACUUGCAAACCGUGUAAUAGAGAGUGUAUGAAGCCGCGGCCCGAAAAAUGUUCGCAUAAAUGUUCAAAACGUCAAUGUCAUCCUGGAUCGUGUCCUCCGUGUGAGGUGAAAGAGUUUAUCAAAUGCCACUGUGGACUCACAGAACUAUACUUAGCGUGUCACGAAUUUAUAAUCGCCACAGAUGAACAGUUAUGUUGCAAACAACAGUGUCCAAAAAUACUAGAUUGUGGACAUAAAUGUAAGAGUAUAUGCCACAAAGGUCCUUGUGGAGUUAAUCAAGUGUGCACGAAAAAGACGAAAGUAUACUGCUCAUGUGGAAAUUUGAAGAAAGAAGCACCAUGCAAUCUUGUUAGAAAUUCUGAAGUCAGUAUAGCUUGUGAUGACACAUGCCAGGCUAAAAAACUCGCGGCUCUUGCUGAGAAAGAAAAAGAAGAAAAGAGACAGAAAGAGUUGGAAGAAGAGAGAAACAGGAGAGAGCUAGCGGAGUAUGAAUGGAAAAUAAGCGGGAAAAAGAAGAAAUACAAAGAGAAGAAAGUUGUUGUUAAUCAAGACAACAGAAACUUUGUUCAGAAAUAUAGGGUUCCUAUUUUGUCAUUGUGUAUUGUCAUCGGACUAUUAUUACUAACGGGGGUGCUGUGGGGUUGCACAAACCCCUUUAUCCGCCAGGGUACGAAGGGGUUGCGAUCGGUGCACGCCAACUCAAAGAUUGGACAGGCGUACGCGGAAGUUGUGUUUUUACUGUCUAAUUGGAGGUACGUGGUCCCGUGGCUGGUGAACCAAGCCGGCUCGCUGGCAUACCUCGCUGCGGUUCAGCGAAUGCCGCUGUCCAUCGCUGUGCCCGCUGCGAACAGCCUCGCGUUCGCGUUCACAGCGCUGACCGGCGCUGCGAUUGGUAGUGAGGAGCCGCUAGACUGGGUGGCAAUACUCGGGGUCGUGUUAAUAGUUGCUGGAACAUUCCUCUGUUGUCUGGACAACGUCGGGUAGUGCAUAAUAUAUUCUUCUAUGAAGAUUAGAUUAUUCUAAAGUCUAACGAACCCUUAUAUCAGAUUUUUAAAUCUAUAUAAUAUUAUCUAUAAUGUUUGUUUGUUUCACAAAAAUUGUAAUAUAUUAAUGAGAUAAUUAAUUAUGUACCUCAAUUUAAAAGCAGUAUUACCUACAGCAAUUGUGUUAUGCUGAAAUGUGUCUUAAUUAUUUGUGAUAACU